This is a messenger RNA of Metarhizium album ARSEF 1941, 672 nucleotides long. Its product is annotated as Nucleolar protein 12. NCBI's taxonomy places the organism in Eukaryota, Fungi, Ascomycota, Sordariomycetes, Hypocreales, Clavicipitaceae. The record is from RefSeq and is a predicted model, not a curated record. The coding region runs from base 1 to 672 and encodes 223 amino acids. Gene Ontology annotation, cellular component: nucleolus. The transcript is spliced from 2 exons. Gene Ontology annotation, molecular function: RNA binding.
AUGUUCGCCAAACCUAGACCGAAAAAGAAUCUUCUGCCACCCCCAAGUAAGAAAAGAAAGGCUACGUCGACUAUUGAAGAGAUAUCAUUCAACGACGAUGCCCGCACAGAAUUUCUCACGGGUUUCCACAAACGCAAACAGCAGAGAAUAAAGCGUGCCCAAGAGGAGGCUGCAAAGAGGGCUCGCCACGAAAAGCUGGAAACACGGAAACAGAUACGAGAAGACAGACGAAGAGAAGUUGCCGAACAUGUCGAAACUGUAAAUAGAAUACUGCGAGAGUCUGGGGCUGUUUCUACACAAACGGAUGAAGAAGAGAAAUCCACAGAGGAUACGGACGAGUGGGGUGGCUUCCCAGACAAGCCAGACUUGGAUCUCAUCGAUCACGAGGAAGAAUACAUUGAUGAGGAUAGGUACACUACUGUCACAGUUGAAUCAGUUUCAGUCGCACGAGAGGGACUUAGCAGACCCGAUCAGUCCGAACAUGAGGUUGAGGCUGAGGCUGAGGCUCGCCAAAAACGUGAGGAAGCAGAAAGGAGAGAGGCAGAGGCCAAGGACGGGAAGAAACCAUCAUGGCAGAAAAAAAAGAAGAAAAAGUUUCGGUACGAAUCAAAGAUUGAACGACAGCUGACAGAUAGAAAGCAAAAAGCAAAAAGUAGACCCCGGAGAGAAUAG